AAAGGGAACUCUCGCUCCCAACCGCCUGAGCUCAAGCUUGACCGACAACUCGAGCAGGCGCACUGACAACAGAUGCGGGGGGCAUGUCACAUUCAAACGUGUGUGUAUGUGCGUGUGUGGGAAGUUGUCGGGGGAGGCAUAGGCAUGCGCGUGAACGUUCACGCACAACCGACACUGUUAACGGAAAAUGCGCGAGCUUGCAGCCACUGCACGAGGGAGAUUGUUUCAUGCGGAUAGCGGCGGUUGGUGGUGUGGGGGGGUUACAUGAUUGACAGCUCAUCGACCAAUGGACUGCUUCCUUUUCGAACCGAGUUCUAUCGACCAUUCCGGGAUAACUCGGUCUUCCUUUCUUCCAGAGGGUAUGGCGGGGGGGAGGAGAGGAAAAUGUUGGGGAUUUCAGCUUCCGGUUGUGCUGUUGCCUUUCUAAAAAAAACCUUUCCUCCUCCUCCUCGUGUUUGCAUUGAUGGUCUUAAAGGGCAUUGUGGGUAUAGAAGUGAGCCAAAGCCGGAACGAGCGGAGGUUAAAGGUGACUCGCUCAACCCAUCUUCCCCACGUGAAUCAGACUAAGUAGUUGCAGAUCCCAACGUUUAAAUCGCACAGCGCAAGAAGGGUGGGGGUGUUAUCUGGACAGUUACAAGUAGUUUAAUUUACUUUUUGUUUUUUUUUCCUAUACAUACCUGUAUGGAUCUGCUACAGCUUUUGAACUUUAAAUAUUCCCGGGAAUACAGCACAAAGAUUUUUUUUAAAACUUACUCAUUUUGAAGUAAUCACCCUAUUCACGGAUGCCAUGAGGAAUGUCGAAUUCCGCAGUCGAUGUUUUUUUCCAGCGAAUGCGGGACAUAAUUCAGGUAGCGAGAUGGGAGACUUGGAAUCGGGUUAUGAAGAAGUGGAUGGUGUGAGACUUGGCUACCUUAUAAUUAAGGGAAAACAAAUGUUUGCGCUUUCCCAAGUAUUCACAAAUCUGCUGAAAAACAUACCCAGGACAACAGUACACAAAAGGAUGGAUCAUCUAAACGUGAAGAAACAUCACUGCGAUUUGGAAGAAUUAAGAAAACUCAAAGCAAUAAAUUCUAUUGCUUUUCAUGCAGCUAAAUGCACUCUCAUUUCACGGGAAGAUGUUGAAGCCCUGUACACUUCGUGCAAAACUGAACGGGUCCUUAAGACGAAGAGGAGAAAAAUAAACAGAACAUUGUUAUCAACCGAACUGAACGAGGAGAAAACCCCCACUGAUCGCUGCGCGAGUUUUUUGAAAGAGAACAAAGUUUGGUUGACUUUGAAGGGAAAACCCCAGACUCUGGCUGGAAUGAACAGGGCUUUGCAAGGAGACGACAGCUCGCUACCGGCUUCCAAUCUACCUCAAUUCUACAGUAAAUUUACCAGCCACAGUUACACUCAAAUGAUCCGAUCACAUUGCAAAAUCCCCCAAAACUACGAAACUGCGGAAAUAUCAAGCAACUGUGUCGCAUUUCACGCCAACCAUUCCUUAUUUCGAAGCAUGAUUUGCAGGCAUCCAGUGUUUUACCAGUCCGCCAUCGCCUAUUACCCUAAGUCUCCAAACGCUACCGGCUUGACGUAUUACUUUAGGCGCAAAAGUUCGUGUGAAAUAACUCAAAAACAUUUGGGGAGUUCAAGCACCGCCAAGCGAGUCUUGCUGGCGGCAGCCGCUCCUAAAUCUUGCAAAGCGAAAGGAGGCACUGAGUGCCUUAAUACAUUUCACGUUGCCAGCGGACUGCAGUCCAACCAAGGGCCCUCGCAAGAAAGCUGCAGCAGCGAUUCCGAGUCGAGCUCUUUCUCGGGUCGCGCAGGCAACGACUCGGACUUUGGGUCAAGUUUGUCGAGUUCGAGCAACUCGGCUUCUUCCGACGAAGAGGACGACUCGGUGUCCGAAUCCUCCGACGUGACCUCGGCAAGUGACGAAGAUACUUCGUCCGAAUCUGAUUCCAGCUCCGUUUCCAGCCAAGUUUCUGUUCAAAGUAUACGAUUUAGGCGCACCAGUUUCUCAAGCAUUUGCAGCAAACCCCUCGUCUUAACGCAGCCGAGUUUCCACUACCAGCUCCAAGCAAAAAACAAUAAUGUCGUGUAUGAAACAGCCAGUAGCGAUCUGCUGGAAGGAAGAACUUCCCAUUGUAAUUUAAAGUCCGCGACUAUUGUUAAGAGAAACGAGCAGAACUGGACUAUUAAGACGCAUAACGUAUGCUGCUCAACUGGCUAUGGAAGUUGCUUUGCCGAGAUAAACAAUGAUAGGAUAUCUGAGUUUGCAUUCCCGCAUUCCGAAAUUUCUCAUUAUCUAAAGAGGACUGAAUCGACAAUUAACUGUGCAAAAGAAGGGGGCCCUGCACCUAACUCAAAGGGAAACACCGAGUUUCCAAAACAAAGAACAUUAACAGAAUCAAAUAAAUGCCUUGCAGCAUCUACAGCACACAGUGCAGAAGAAAACAAUGUAACAAUAAUUUCAGAGCCUGCAGACAAUAAUUCUUCAUUAGCAACAAAUGCAGAGAAAGAAUCGAAAACCAGCAAUUUCAUCGCACUGUCCUCAGCCUUCCAGAGUGUAAACACGGACAGAAGUCAGGGCCCCGCCGUCCGCAUCCACAGCGAUAACGCACACAUGGGGAAAGCAGUUAUGCACAAUAUUACAGUAAAAUUAGAAGAAAAUAGCUGUGAGGAAGAGUAUGGAUAUGUGCCUCAACAGCCUAGAAAGAAACUCAAGUAUGCGUGCAAUGUAUCGAAGCGAACAGUGGCCACUUUAAGAGAAAAUAAAAUACGAGACUGUUUCUCGACAAAAGCAAAGGAAAGCCAUGUGUACACUGAAACGGCCACCACUUCACAAAACGCUUCCAGACCAAGUGAAGACCUUCAACGCACUUUAAACAUUCCAGUAUUAGAGGACUGCGAAUUUCGAAAUGGUGCAAGAAUAAGAAGGAAUUACAGGACUUUAGUGUUGGGAAAACAGCACACUUUGCAAAACUCGCCAGUCAAAACAAUUGUGAAAUCAGAAAAUCCGCGUCUUACAGGUAAAACAGAUGUGCAUGAAGGAACGCUAGAAGAAUUUGCUGGUUCAAAUAAACGUAAACGCAUAGCCAAUGGUGUAGCAUCCACGGUGAAAAGGCCAUUUAAUUUCAUGGCAAAUUUUCCCUCUCCACCGUCACUAAUUAUUGGCAACGAUGGGGAUUUGUGCCCUGCGUAUUCACUGAACUCUACCAAGGAUCCCGAAGCACCUCAGAAGGCCCAUCCCGUGUGGAAGUGGCAGAUGGGUGGUGCUGUAAUACCUCUCCCGCCUAGCCAUAAAUUCAGACGAUUUAACUUAUAAGAGAUAUUUUGGAUAAGGAGGCUUCUGCUUGUGCAAAUUUAUAUUAAAAAGUACUUUCCUGUUUUCCUUGUCAUGAGCCAUGACCGGAUAUUAAGUCUCGACAUAUAGCAAAUUUUUAUAUUGGAAUAUUGUUUUAAAGACAUAAACCCCUUCGUGUGGAUUAUUCUUUUGAUUGACCAAACACUGCUAUCUACUGACCGAGGCAUUCCACACUACACUUUCUGAAAUACUAAUGUCACUUUGAGGUUGUUUAAUGGUUGUUUUCGAGCAAUCUAAUUAACAUUGUUUCAAUGUUCGAAUUAUAAGUCGGUACCUCCACAAGGUUACUGUACGUCAGAAGUCGACAUAGUGAAAUGUUAGAAAUGAGCCAUUAAAUUUAUGCACUACAGUUUUAAAUCACAAGUGACUCGAUGUUUUGCCUGAGUGAUUGAUUAUUGCUAUAUUGGAUUCGUGGCAAAUUAUGAAUGUGUGUUUAACUUAAGAAAGAAAAAAAUGUACUUUCAUCUGACUCAAUAUGGCCGUCAUUCUAUAUAAAAUAUGCUUUUAUCUUGAAAGAGUCCAUAUCAUUGAUAUUUAGAUAGAUAAGCACAAGCAGGUUACUGAUUUCAGUGAUUUGUUGUCAAUUGUUCUUAAACGUAAAAUAAUUGCUUUAAAUGUUCAUCGUUGAAACUCUGAGAAUACCUACAAAAUUAGCCCUCGCUAUAGUGCUUGUAUAUCGUAAGUGUUUUCAUCUCACUAACUUUGUACAGACUGCACAAAAGUAACGAAGACAAAGCAAACAUAAAAAACUGAUUAGAUGAUGAAUACAACAGAAUCAAUCAACAGUCGAGGAUUUUAAAUUUUGAUGACCAUUAAAUUUUAGCAUUUAAUUUGAAAACAAUGAAGAUAUAAUGCAGGCACAUGGCUCACCAUGUAACUUACAGUAUG
Messenger RNA from Stegostoma tigrinum, 4234 nucleotides. RefSeq names its product SKI/DACH domain containing 1 (gene skida1). The record is from RefSeq and is a predicted model, not a curated record. The transcript has 2 exons. Bases 788 to 3307 code for a protein of 839 amino acids. Lineage: Eukaryota; Metazoa; Chordata; Chondrichthyes; Orectolobiformes; Stegostomatidae.